This is a messenger RNA of Paraphaeosphaeria sporulosa, 1056 nucleotides long. Its product is annotated as voltage-gated potassium channel subunit beta-3. The transcript has 4 exons. The coding region runs from base 1 to 1056 and encodes 351 amino acids. The record is from RefSeq and is a predicted model, not a curated record. NCBI's taxonomy places the organism in Eukaryota, Fungi, Ascomycota, Dothideomycetes, Pleosporales, Didymosphaeriaceae.
AUGGCUUGGGAAGAACCUCGUAAGACGGGCAUGCAAUACCGCCGUUUGGGAAACUCAGGUCUGCAUGUUUCUGUCCUUGGUCUCGGUGGCUGGCUCACAUUUGGCGGCCACGUCGAUAGUGAACUCACAUUUUCCUGCAUGAAACAAGCGUACGACUGCGGGAUUACCUUCUUUGAUACAGCCGAGAACUACACCGCCGGAAAGUCAGAGAUAGUGAUGGGCCAGGCAAUCAAGAAAUUUGGCUGGAAUCGGAGUGACAUAGUCGUCAGCACAAAAUUAAAUUGGGGUGCCGUCAACGGGGAAGUACUCGUCAACAACCACGGUCUGUCAAGGAAGCACAUCAUCGAGGGGUUGCGCGCCUCGUUGAAGAGAUUGGACCUUGAAUAUGUGGAUAUCGUGUAUGCCCAUAGACCAGAUCGUUUAACGCCCAUGGAGGAAACAGUGCGAGCCUUCAACCACGUGAUCGAAAUCAAAGGAUGGGCUUUGUACUGGGGAACGAGCGAGUGGUCAGCGGACGAAAUCGCUGAGGCGUGCGGCAUUGCGAAGCAGCUUGGCCUUAUCCCACCGGUCGUCGAGCAACCGCAGUACAAUCUACUCGCUAGAAGAAAGGUCGAGGGAGAAUUCCAGAGGCUAUAUUCACGUUUCGGAAUUGGAUUGACGACCUUCUCGCCGCUCAAGUUUGGUGUAUUGAGCGGAAAAUACAAUGACAGCCCUGAGAAGCCUCCUGCUGGGUCUCGGUUUGCCGAAGGACAGGACCGAUUUGUGAACAGUAUGAGGGACUCAUACGGAAACGACAGCUGGGUGGAGAUGAUUGACAGCUCUAGAAGGCUCAAGCCUAUUGCCGAUAAAGUGGGCGUCACCCAGUCACAGCUCGCGUUGGCGUGGUGUCUGAAGAAUCCGAACGUUUCGUCUGUCAUUACGGGUGCCUCCAGGCCAGAGCAGGUGGUGGAAAACUGCCAGGCAUUGCAAGUCUUGGACAGGCUUACACCAGAGGUAUUAGCAGAGAUCGACGGUAUCGUGGGAAAGAUAGAUUUGGAUCCAGCGAGACAAGAUUAG